AUGGACCCUAAAUGGAAACCAUCGUGGCCACAUGAUGAGGAUCAUCUUUCCGUAGGACAGGAAUCCUCAGGGGCCCCAUCGUCAACCGUCCUACUCUACACCAUGCUCCCCUCUCUGCUACAAAAGCGAAUGCCGCGUCUCCGCUCCCUCAGACGAACAUAUACCGAGCCCGCCUUCCAAGCAUCCUCACCUUCGCCGUCGCCGAACUCGGCCUGUCACUCUCGCAUGUCAAGUUGCUCCACAGCGACGGAGAAUAUCCACAACACUCCUCCACCGGCCUACCGCUCCGGCUCCUCCAGCGCCGCCACCUCCGACGACGAAAUCGGCAACUUCUAUCCCCCAUCGACCUCGACAUACGUCCCCAUCAACACCAUGCCGAGCCGGCCUGCGAGCUCUGAGGGCGUGCCGGCCGAAGAAGCCCGCAGCGGCGUGCAAUGGCGAUACGCCGAAGCGGGAUUCUCCAUGCUCUCCCUCGCCUCGCAAGAAGCCGCCCUACCGCAACCGGCCGCCAACCUCAUCCGACAGCAAUACGUCGCGGGCGUCUCCUGUAUGCUCCGGGGCUUACCCAGCGAGUUGUCCGCCGACGAGGAACUCAGUCUCCGCGAAGCACUCCCGGGCACCCUCAAACUCCCCCUCUCAACAAAAGGGAACACCACCAUCACCUCCUCCUCCUCCUCCUCCUCCGCGGCCACAGCCCACCUCUCAACAACCUCCUCGCUCAACCCUCAAGCCCCGCACCACCACCGACAACAACAACAUCAACCCCUCCUCCACCGCCUCAUCGCCACACUGACCUACUCCCUCUUCCUGCUCGCCUCCUUCCUGCUGCCAUACAUCCAGCACCUCCUCCGCGAAGCCUACGCCCUGGACCGGAAGCACAAACUCAGCGACCGCGCGCUCGCCUACGGCAUGACGUCCGCGGACGCCCUGGGCCGCCAGGCCCUGGUCCUCGCGGGCAACGUCUGCGCCAUGCACGACGGGCGCGUCGGCGAGGCGUUCAAGGAGGCCGGCGUCUACGUCGUGCGGAGCUUCUCCGGCGGCGUCUACGAUGGGCUCGGGGAGGGGAUGGCGAAGUUGGGCCUCCGGGCCGGCUGGAGUCCUUCUGCGGCGAUGGGAAUGGGUGGUGCGGCGGGUGAUGGGUUCGGGGUGCAGUAUGGCCACAAUGGACAUGGACACGGGAAGGCGCCGUGGGUGUUGCAGUGGCAGCAGCGGUGA
Messenger RNA from Dissoconium aciculare CBS 342.82, 1215 nucleotides. RefSeq lists its product as uncharacterized. NCBI's taxonomy places the organism in Eukaryota, Fungi, Ascomycota, Dothideomycetes, Mycosphaerellales, Dissoconiaceae. The transcript has a single exon. The record is from RefSeq and is a predicted model, not a curated record. The coding region runs from base 1 to 1215 and encodes 404 amino acids.